Messenger RNA from Vanessa atalanta (red admiral), 1587 nucleotides. RefSeq names its product zinc finger protein 709-like. Bases 126 to 1553 code for a protein of 475 amino acids. Gene Ontology annotation, molecular function: DNA-binding transcription factor activity; RNA polymerase II cis-regulatory region sequence-specific DNA binding. The transcript has 11 exons. Lineage: Eukaryota; Metazoa; Arthropoda; Insecta; Lepidoptera; Nymphalidae. Gene Ontology annotation, biological process: regulation of transcription by RNA polymerase II. The record is from RefSeq and is a predicted model, not a curated record.
CAAAGGGAAUUCUUGAAUGCAAGAGGACGCUAAACUAUUUCAGAAAAAAACAAUACAAUCAAUAUUUUUUUAAAAAUGAAUAAAUGACACUUCGAGAACAUUUAGGAAGAUAUUAAAACAUAAAAAUGGAGGAAUUGUGUACGGCUUGUUUAUGUUCAGGGCGAUAUUUGUCUUACAUCGCAGGAACAGAUUUACAACAGGCUUAUAUCCAAAUAUUAAACGAAAUUUCUAUUUCAGAAGACAUGUUGUCCUUUUGCAUCCGACUCUGUUGGGAGUGUAAAGCAAUGCUACAUCGCUACAUAAAAUUCAAGAGGCAAGCACAAUACUGCUACAAAGAACUACUGGAUUAUAACACAACAGACCUCAAACAUGUACUAAAAACGGCUCCGAAGAUACAAAUACAUUCCGUACACAAUAUUAGUUAUCCAGAGUUUGAAGUUAAAGUUGAAAUUGAAGAUCUUAAUGUGAAAGACGAGGUAACAGAUGAUGACGACACUCACUAUGAGCCGGAGACAUUUGUUAACGAUUUAGUCGUUGAUGAUGACAUCAAAGAUAAGAAAGUAAAAAAGAUAACAAAAAAGAAAACAAAACAAAAAGUCAAGUUAAAAAAGAAGAAAAUAGAAGUGAAGAAGAUAAUAAAAGUAGCGAGUGACGUUGAACCGGAGUGCCUUGAGAGUGAGACGGAAAACAAGAAGUGGUUUGAUAAUGAGACUGAUGCAUUUAAGUGUAAGGACUGUGGGACGGUGUUCAAAGAUGAGAUGGAGUUACAGAGUCAUAUUGAUAGUGAACAUGCUGUUGAGGAAGCCGUUCAGAAGAACGGCGUGAGGCCGCGCAGUAAGGAACAGCUGCCGGACAAGCCGCAGUGCGUCGAGUGUGGGAAAAUCUUCAGCUCCAGAAAGACUUAUAGAUAUCAUCUCAAUGUACUUCACAAAGGACAGAACCGUUAUCCGUGUCCGAGGUGCGGGAAAGUUUACCAGUGGAAAUCGAACCUGGGACGGCAUAUGAGGAGUCAUAAGGCGCGCGACUCGGGCGAGCUGCACUGCCGCACGUGCGACAAGCGCUUCGCGUCCGUCGCCACCUACCGCCAGCACCUGCGAGUGUCGCGCCGACACGUGGCCGAGACCGACUUCACUUUCAUGUGCAACGAGUGCGGCAAGCGGUUCGUGAACAAGACCCGCCUGCGCGACCACGUCGACUGGGAACAUCUCAACAAGAUCAAGUUCCGCUGUCAGCUCUGCGACAAGCCGUUCAAGUGCCACACGUCGCUGUACGUGCACAUGCAGAACGUUCACAGGAACAAGGAGAAGAAAGACAACCUGUGCCACGUCUGCGGGAAGUCCUAUCAGAACGCAGCUAAGCUAAAGUACCACAUAGUGGCGAUGCACACGAGCGAGACGCCGUACUCGUGCGAGCAGUGCAGCGCCGCCUUCGGCUGGUACUCCUCGCUCUACCGACACGUGCGGGAGGUGCACUACAAGAUGAAAAUUCAACCGAAGAAGACCAAGAAGAACAAGAAGACGUCGGCCGAGCUGCCGUCCCCGGGGCCCGUCUAGCGCAGCGCUUUAUAAUAAAUAAUAUACUAUAAUG